Salmo salar (Atlantic salmon) is the source of this 3731-nucleotide messenger RNA. The record is from RefSeq and is a predicted model, not a curated record. Lineage: Eukaryota; Metazoa; Chordata; Actinopteri; Salmoniformes; Salmonidae.
UGUGCAUCGCACUGAAGGCGAGAGAGUGUGUUUCUCUCACCGGUGUCUGCUUUCAGUGACACUUCCUCACGAAGGGGGUAGUCGUUUAAGCUAUAGUCUAUGCUUGAAGCACAGCUGGUACCACAGGGUGUGUAAUGUCACAUAGGAGUUUCGAUUAUUUUUGUAUCUUUUUCCAGACACAGAAAAAACAACCACAUCGGCUCAUUGUCCCGUGCCUCGCCUAACUUUGGACGGUCGGUAUCGGGCUCUCUUUAUCCUGGUCAGUGUCGCUUGCACUUGUAGGCUGACUUUUUGCGUUGGAUAUGGGUGAAAUCUGCUCAAGGCGCGGGCAAUGACACAUAUAAAAGGAUGAUGGACAAGGAAGCUUUAAAGGGACUCUUCUCUCUGUCAAUUGCAUGGUGUUUUCUGAUCUCAGUUUCUGGAGAGGUCAUCUCUCAAGACACCUACCUAAAUACUCUGCAGAGUGCAGCUCCUCUGUCCUGUUCAGAGGGCUUCACUGAGCUGGGUUACUAUAAUGGCUCCGUGUCUCAGACUGACUCUGGUUCGCCCUGCUUAAAGUGGACAGAGUUCCCAGACUACGUCCUGCAGUACCCGAGCCGGGGGCUGGGCGACCACAGCUACUGCCGCAACCCCGACCGUGAAUCCAACCCCUGGUGCUUCUUCCGCCAGAGCUCUGGAGCCAUCGGCUGGGCCUACUGCGACUGCCAUCAGGGAGCUGCCAGGUUGGUAGGUGGGUCCUCCCCUCAGAGCGGGCGUCUGGAGGUAUACCUAAAUGGCCAGUGGGGGGCGGUAUGUGAUACACACUGGACCGACCGCGAUGCCAGUGUGAUCUGCAAACAGCUUGGACUGGGUGAGAUCGGCACAGCCCUCCAGCACUCCUAUUUCGGGCCCGGCUCUGGACUCUUCCACUAUGAACGCCUUGGCUGCCGUGGCAACGAAAACUCUCUGCUGGACUGCAGGAGUCGGAAGUUUGUCACUAGCGACUGUAACCAUGGCAACGAAGCGGGGGUGGUGUGUGCUGCACCUGAAGGCAAUGGCGCCCCCUUGAGGUUGGUAGGUGGCCUGGAGGACUUUGAGGGUCGUGUGGAGGUGUACCAUGAUGGGAGGUGGGGCACCAUCUGUGAUGACCAGUGGGAUGACAUCGAUGCUGAAGUUGUCUGUCGGCAGUUGGGCCUUGGGGGGGUACCGAAAGCGUGGACGUGGGCCCACUUUGGUCAGGGCUCUGGACCCAUCUUCCUUGACAGGUUGCAGUGUACAGGCAACGAGCUUUCCCUGGAGGAGUGUCCCCACAACAACUGGCAACAACACAACUGUGACCACAUGGAGGAUGCUGGUGUGUCCUGUAACCCAUAUACAGAUGGUGUGGUGCGGCUGGUGGGGUCUGACAGUCCCUGGGAAGGUCGUCUGGAGGUGUACCACUCUGGGGACUGGGGUACGGUGUGUGAUGACAACUGGACUGAGCACCACGCAGAAGUGGUCUGUAGACAGCUGGGCUUCAGCAGAGGGCGUGCAGAGGUGGCGUCAGACGGGCUGUACGGGGAGGGUACAGGGCUAAUCCUGCUGGAUGAGGUGCAGUGCAAGGGCUCAGAGGGCACCCUGCUGGCCUGCGGGCACGCCGAGUGGGGACGCCACGACUGCUCCCACAGCGAGGACGUAGGGGUGCGCUGUGAGAGGGGAGGUGAAACCAACGAGAUGCCAGGGCUGCCACACAUCACAGGCCCUCUGGUGCGACUGGUUGCUGGAGAGAGCCGGAAGGAGGGGCGUGUGGAGGUGUUUUUGAAUGGCCAAUGGGGGAGCGUGUGCGAUGACGGCUGGAAUGACAUCAACGCUGCAGUGGUCUGCAGGCAGCUGGGAUUUGUUGGGGUGUCCAAGGCUCGCUCCAUGGCCUAUUUUGGAGAGGGCCAGGGCCUCAUCCACCUGGACAAUGUUAGGUGCACAGGGGCUGAGACGUCCCUGGGGGAGUGUCCGGCCGAGGGAGAAGAUGCCCAUGACUGCCGGCAUAGUGAGGAUGCAGGGGUCAUCUGUGACUACGUCCCCGAACCGGUGGGGGACGGCGCCAUAAUAACGCAGACCUGUGGCAUGAGGCCAAACACACAGCGACGCAGGAGAAGGAUUAUUGGUGGGGACAAGUCAAUCAGGGGGGACUGGCCUUGGCAGGUGUCUCUGUGGCUUAAGUCCCAGUCCAAAGGGAACCAUCCACUGUGUGGAGCCACGCUCAUCAACUCCUGCUGGGUCCUGACUGCUGCACACUGCUUCAAGAGGUUUGGCAGGGACCCAUCUCGCUAUGUGCUGCGACUGGGUGACUACCACACGGAGGAGAGGGAUGACUUUGAGCGCAGCCUGUCCCCAGAGCUCAUCGUCAUCCACAGGAAGUACCACAGCCAGGGCUCGGAGUAUGAUAUCGCCCUACUCAGGCUGAAGGGCACCGAGGGCAACUGUGUGGCCUUCAACCCUCAUACCAACUCAGCCUGCCUCCCUGCACCUGGCAACAAGUGGGGCAAGAGGCCGGCCGCCUGUGUCAUCACAGGGUGGGGCAUCACAGACUCAGAGUACUCCCGUACUCUGCUGCAGGCCUGGGUUCCCCUGCUGCCCACCUGGAAGUGUAAGAAGCGAUACGGCGAGCGCUACACCAGCCGCAUGCUGUGUGCGGGCAGCCUGUCGGACCGUCGGCGUGUGGACAGUUGCCAGGGUGACAGUGGUGGUCCCCUAGUAUGUCAGGGGGAGGGUGGGCGCUGGGUGCUGACGGGGAUCAUCUCCUGGGGCCAUGGCUGUGGUGACCCCUCUUUCCCCGGGGUGUACACGCGGGUCAGCAGGUUCCUGCGCUGGAUUGACCAGGUCACCAACAACCCACCGAAAAUCUGAUGCUGCCACCGUGCCAUUGGACAGCCAGUGUUAUCACAUGAAUUUGGGGUUGAGGGGGAGGUGGGGGAGGUGGGGGGAUUAAAGGAGCAGUGACCAGUUAGAGAUGGUUACCACACCCUGGUAUCUGCUCCUGGUCGCACCCACAUCCAGCAGAGUGCUUUUAAGUCCCUUUUUUUUGCCUACACUUGGAGAAGCCUGUAAAUGGCAUUGUGCAUUCUUGAUUAUGUGGAAUUACCACUUUGACUAGAGCAUUUAAUGCACCAGAAAGCCAGACUGCAUAGGUGAAUGACAUUGCACUACAAUGCAUGCCAUACUAUCACCCUGCAACACCUGUGAAUGGCCAAUUAAUGGUGCCAUUGGGAGUAAGUCUAGUCAGGAGCGUUAAGUGGAAUAUCUUUAAGGUACAAGAUUGUAUAUGUACAGUACAUACAGACACGUGGCUUUUAAAUGAAUAUGGUUUCAUGAACAUUCCAGUUGUUCAUGCAUUUUAACUUAUGCCUACACUAAUGUGCUCCACUCUUGAUUGAAACAAUUGGUCAAAUUAGUCAGUAUACAGAUCGCUGGUUUAGACCAUUGUAACGCCCUGACCAUAGAGAGCCCUUGGUUCUCUAUGGUGUUGUCGGUCAGGGCAUGACUAGGGGGUGUUCUAGUCUCUUAAUUUCUAUGUUGGUGCUCUUGGUAUGGUUUCCAAUUAGAGGCAGCUGAUCGUUGUCUCUAAUUGGGGAUCAUACUUAAGUUCUCCAUUGUUCCCACCUGGGUUGUGGGAUAUUGUUUGUGUUAGUGUUUUGUGCACUACGGCUUUCACGUUUGUAGUAGUUUGUUUAUUGUUUUGUUUAAGUUUCACAGAAAUAAAAGAUGUGGAACUCAAA